CAAGAUUCCAAAGGGGGCUAUUUUGACUGGACCCCCAGGCACAGGAAAGACUUUACUAGCCAAGGCCACUGCGGGAGAAGCCAACGUCCCCUUCAUCACUGUGAAUGGAUCAGAGUUCUUAGAGAUGUUUGUGGGGGUUGGACCAGCCAGGGUUCGGGAUCUCUUUGUAUUGGCCCGGAAGAAUGCCCCAUGCAUUCUGUUCAUAGAUGAGAUCGAUGCUGUAGGAAGAAAGAGAGGAAGAGGCAACUUUGGCGGACAGAGUGAACAAGAGAACACGCUCAACCAGCUACUAGUUGAGAUGGAUGGAUUUAACACUGCUACCAAUGUUGUAGUGCUGGCAGGCACCAACAGACCAGAUAUUCUAGAUCCAGCUCUGAUGAGACCCGGACGCUUUGAUAGACAGAUAUAUAUCG
Sinocyclocheilus rhinocerous is the source of this 413-nucleotide messenger RNA. RefSeq names its product AFG3-like protein 2. Gene Ontology annotation, cellular component: m-AAA complex. The annotation marks the transcript as partial. The record is from RefSeq and is a predicted model, not a curated record. Gene Ontology annotation, biological process: mitochondrial protein processing. Gene Ontology annotation, molecular function: ATP binding; ATP hydrolysis activity. The transcript has 4 exons. NCBI's taxonomy places the organism in Eukaryota, Metazoa, Chordata, Actinopteri, Cypriniformes, Cyprinidae.